This is a messenger RNA of Sporothrix brasiliensis 5110, 1284 nucleotides long. RefSeq lists its product as uncharacterized. Lineage: Eukaryota; Fungi; Ascomycota; Sordariomycetes; Ophiostomatales; Ophiostomataceae. The record is from RefSeq and is a predicted model, not a curated record. The transcript is spliced from 2 exons. Bases 1 to 1284 code for a protein of 427 amino acids.
AUGGGCAUCUCGUCCGGCGAGCAGUACAACCGCAAUCUCACACUGGGUGUCGUGACAACAUGUCUCAUCCUUUCCGUCUUUUCGUUUGUCUUCCGGCUGUUUGCUCGCACACGGUCGGCGGCCAAGCUGUGGUACGAUGACUACUGGAUGUGUUUUGUCAUGGUCUUGUGCUUUGCCAUGUCGGCCGGCGACUACACGGGUCUCGCCUUUGGCUCGGGCCAGCACCAGGCUGAUCUUCCCGUCGAAGAGUUUACUUCGUUCCUCAAGAACCUCUACGUCUACAUGAUCCUGUGGGCGUGCGGCGUGUUCUCCGUCAAAGUCGGCAUCCUGCUCUUUUACUGGCGUGUGUUCCCAACCCACUCGUUCCGUAUCGGCGUCGUCUGCGUCGCGUGCCUGUCCACCGGCAUUUUCUUGGGCAACUUCUUCUCGUUCGCGCUGCAGUGCCUUCCCGUCUCCCUCUUCUGGGACGAGACAGUCAAAGGCAAGUGCAUCAACCAGAACGCCUUCUAUCUCGCCUCGGCCAUUAUCAACGUCAUCGGUGACGUCGCCGUUCUGUUCCUGCCCAUCCCCGUCGUUUGGGGCCUCCACACCUCGCGCAGCAAAAAACUGUCUCUCAGUUUCCUCUUCUUGCUCGGCGCCUUUGUUUGUGUGGCCAGCAUCUUUCGCAUUCUCGCCGUCAAGGAAAUCGACCCCACCGACUUUACGUAUUCGAAUGUCGGCGGCGGUCUCUGGUCGACCGUCGAGGUCGAGAUUGGUUUUAUCUGUGCCAACCUGCCUGCUCUGCGCCCGCUGCUGGCCCGCUGGCUCGGCCGCGGCGGCGGCAGCAGCAGUGGCGGCAACUCGGGCUACGGCGCCUACGGGUCGGGCGGACGCGGCGCAGGCACCGGAGGAGGCGCAGGCGCCUCGGGCUACGGCAUGCACAGCAAGAUCAGCGCCAGCCGCAGCGGGCGCAUGCCGCUGGGCAGCAAGAACGGCGACCGGGACGUGGAGCUGAUGUCACAGGGCAACGGCUCGGACGAGAUCAACCUGACAAAGGGCGGCCGGCCGGGAACGUCGGGCAGCGACGGCAUGGGCAGCGACAGCAACACCAACACGAACUUGUCACACGGGCCGAACCAGGCGCACGGCGGCGUAGCGCCACACGUGACAGCCAGCCACGGCGUCGACAGCGGCGGGUACGGCGGCAACGGAAUCCGCGUCAAGACGGAGGUGAAGAUGACCGUGGACGAGUGGUCGCAGCCGGUGGACAAGAAGCGCGGCAACACGUUUGCGCCGGCAGUGUGA